AUGAAUCUUCAUCCGGAUCAAGGAAUAAGCCCCCUUUGCCGCGCUGCUGCGGUUGAUGCUUUACUCGUCAUUGACCGUUGUCUCGAGAUGGGUGCCAGAAUUGAUUUCGAGGGUAGCUCAUAUGGAUCAGCAUUAAUGGCAGCGUGUGCAAACUGCCGCCUUAGAGCGGUAAAACACCUCGUCAAGCGCGGUGCGUCUAUUGUUUACCAUGGCGAAUGUGGUCUCACAAGUGCGAUUCAAAUGGCGAAUGGGCAUGAGAAGAUUAUACGAUGGUUACUUGUCGGGCAAUUCAUUGAGCAGCCUAAACUCGAGUACUGUACCUUUCAAGAUUUGAAUAAUAGCCCGCCACUUCGAUGUUGGUCAGGUAUCCAAGAAGAGUCAAUGAGGCUUACCGGGCAUUAUGAACGUCGGCCUAAUGAGUCCCUUUUAAGUUAUAUUUCCAGACUAUCUACGAUUCGCAGGGACAUGCGAGGCCGAGCUCUGCCGCUCCAUCAAGGGGAUCCUCUUACGGGUCUUUUCAAUAUUGUUCGUUAUCAGGUCUAA
Molecule: messenger RNA, 543 nt
Organism: Xylaria bambusicola
Lineage: Eukaryota; Fungi; Ascomycota; Sordariomycetes; Xylariales; Xylariaceae
Exons: 2
Coding region: 1-543 (180 amino acids)
Source: RefSeq, a predicted model, not a curated record